Molecule: messenger RNA, 195 nt
Organism: Racocetra persica
Lineage: Eukaryota; Fungi; Glomeromycota; Glomeromycetes; Diversisporales; Gigasporaceae
Source: the annotation of a GenBank genome assembly
GAAUUUAAAGUAUCAUUUUACCGAGAAAAAGAUCGUAGAAAUCAACUUACAUACUUAAAACUUGAAAUAGAUGGAAAUCUAAAAAUAAUUCUUUCUGAUGCUUGUUUAAGCAAUAAUGUAAUCACAGAUCCCCCAAAAUUAGAUCUCAAUUCUUCUCAAGAUAUAUGCCAUGUCAUCGAUAAUACUAUUGGUGAA